AUGAUCAGGGCUGCGAACCAGAGGCCUAACCUGGAGGAGGCCUACCAAGGGCCCUUCCCACCGCAUAUUUCACAGACACCUUAUCCUAGGGGAUAUAAGAACAUUACGUUCUCUACUUUCUCGGGAGAGGAAGUCGAAAAUGCCGCGGCCCAUUUGGUUAGGUUUCGAGUACAGUGUGGCCAGUACCAGAACGACGACAAUCUGAAGUGUAACAUCUUCGCUACUUCUUUAUCGGGGUCUGCCUUCACCUGGUUCACUAAGCUACAACUGGGAUCAAUUGCGAGUUGGCCUGCGAUGGAGAAGCUGUUCAAGGAAACCUUCGGGACUAUCGAGCCGGAAGUAGAUCUGGCUUCACUCACUCAGAUGGCUCAGCAGCCAACUGAAUCCGCUAUCAGGUACCUUCAGCGCUUUCAGAUCCAGAAGGGAAAGUUGAACGUAAUUCUGCUGGAGAAAGAACUGGUGAAAUUGGCAAUCAAAGGCUUAGAGCCCCGCCAACGCAAAAAACAGCAUGGAAGCAUGUUCAAUUCCAUGGGGGAACUGAUCACAGAAGUAGGAAGUUUCGAGCACUUGCUCAAGGAGAUGGACGCUAUGAAAAACGCCUCGAAGGGGACAUAUAUCCCAGGGAAACGCCGAAUAGUGGCUGCACUCAGCCAUCAAUCCAGUUCCUUUGAUCCUUACUACAAGAGUGAGCAAUCUAGUACAGCAGAGGCUGAUGAGUCUGAAGAAGAUGAGAUAGCUGCCCUGGAGCUCACCGAGAAAAAGGCUUCAACGUUAAAGCAACUGAAGCUGUGCAAAGAGCCGGUGAAGCUCAAGUCGGUGGUUUUCACCAAACCAGAGUUCGCAAGUUAUACAUACAACGCGAACAAAGCGCAUGAAAUCUUAGAUGAAAUGAUCGCCGCGAAGAUGGUGAAAACCGACUUCGGCCCAUUUCCCAAACCAGAGCAGCUAAGGGGGAAGAAAUACUGCAAACUCCAUAAUAUGUGGAAUCAUAAUACAGCCGAUUGUGUUAAGCUGAAGGAUCAGAUCCAAAUCUGGUUAAAUAACGGUAGUUUGCAAGUAGAGGCACCGACAACAGCAGCAGCGUUGGUGGACAUAGAUCCCUUCCCAGAUACCGGCAUCAACAUGGUGGACGUGGCAUGGGGUGAAAAAGAUUAG
Molecule: messenger RNA, 1155 nt
Organism: Rosa chinensis
Lineage: Eukaryota; Viridiplantae; Streptophyta; Magnoliopsida; Rosales; Rosaceae
Exons: 1
Coding region: 1-1155 (384 amino acids)
Source: RefSeq, a predicted model, not a curated record